AGCAGCGGUUUCUGGUACUUCACACGACAAUGAAUAACUGGGUUUAAGUGCGUUAGUGUUUAAAGAACAAAUUUGCAGUGUAAUAUAGCGUUUUUUUCUUUCGGUUGCAUAUUGAAAAGUCAGCCGUGUCCCCGCCCAAGCCGUGUCGGUGAACUGAACUCCUGUUUCACAGGGGAGGGGUCAGACGCUUCACGGUGGGACGACGAGGAAAGAGAGAGGAGUGAACAAGGGGAGCGAGAUAGAUUGGUGGGUUUUUAAAAAGACUGCUUAAAUUUGUUAAUCUCAGCUUUCUUCUUUGUUUUGCUUCGUCGGGAGAAACGCGUUCCAGGCCACUCGUUAGAAAGCGAACUCAUAAAAUAGGGCAGAUGCGUCUGGCGUAGCGUGGGGCUGAAACGCCCAAAUAUAGAGCAGCAAACGUUUGGAAUUACAAUCACUUCCUACCGCUUGGAAAAUCUGAAACUGGCCAUAGAGAAGCCCGUUUCGAUAGGCCACGACCUCACAUCGGGACUUUAACGAAAGCAAAAACAAAGUGUGUAUGGAGCAGUGUGAGAAUGCCGCAUCUCUCCUGGCCUCCGUGCGAGAGCAGGAGAUGCAGUUUGAGCGUCUGACUCGAGCUCUGGAGGAGGAGAGGAGGAGCGUGGGGCCCUCCGGUACCCUACCCCGCCCCCUCCCCACCCUGCAGAACGGCCGUGUCACUGGUGAUGCAGAGUUAGAACGGCUCAAAUUAAGCGAGGGAUACAUAAACGGGACUCAGUACAGGAUGUUGGACCCUGGUCAUAUUGUUGAGUCGGUCACAGUUGAGUCGGACCCCCACGAAUCGGUGCCGAUUAUUUCAGUUGAAACCAGUGAUGACGGCACCACACGUCGCACUGAGACCACAGUAAAGAAGGUCACAAAGACGACUACCACACGAACAGUCAUUCCUUCAGUCUCCGACACCCUAUCACUUGAUGGCACUGGUUCAGUCACUGGGAUGCCUGGUUGUAAUACCCCAAUGGACCGUGUGUACAGGCCACCCGGUGGCCCAAUGGACUACCCUACCGCUACUGUCCCCCGUAACUACCACUAUGGACCACCAGGCUAUGAAGAUUACCGCACCUACCCUGCUUCUGAAACCUACGCCAGUCUCAAUCGAGGGACACGUAUGGAUGACCGCUACAGACCUGUGGAUGGCUAUCGCACGCUGGACUCGGCCUACCGCACCCAUAGCCGGCCGCAGUUGGACCCGUAUGCAGCCCAGCCCCAGGUAGGACGUAUGGGCAGUGCUAUGGAGAUCUCAGGCAUGCAGCGCUUUGUACCAGAGCCGUACGGCCUGGAGGAUGAUCAGAGGAGCCUGGGAUACGAUGAACCUGAUUAUGGCAUGGGACUGCCCAUGCAUUACAGCACAAUGCCCAGGCUGGCACAUCCACACCAUCCUCCACCUCCACGCCGGACAGGGUCAUAUGAGGGCACACUGGAUGGUGAUAUGAGUGGAACUGGCGAUUAUUAUUGGGGAGUAGGAGCUCCGCUGGCGCAGGGAGAGAGAGGCAGCAUGGCAUCAUUGGACAGCACUCUUCGUAAAGGCCCUGCCCCCACAGCAUGGAGGCAACCGGAACUUCCUGAAGUCAUCGCUAUGCUCAACUACCGCCUGGACCCUGUCAAAAGCAAUGCCGCGGCAUACUUGCAACAUCUCACUUUUAAGAACGAUAAGGUGAAGUCAGAAGUUAGACGACUGAAGGGAAUCCCUGCCCUUGUGUCCAUGCUGGAUAACCCAAAGAAAGAGGUGCAUUACGCAGCAUGCGGAGCGCUCAAGAACAUCUCAUACGGACGAGAUCCAGACAACAAGAUAGCCAUCAAGAACUGUGACGGAAUUCCCGCGCUCGUGCGGCUACUGAGAAAGACGAGAGAUCAGGACCUUACUGACACCAUAACAGGCACGCUGUGGAACCUGUCGUCUCACGACUCUGUAAAGAUGGAAAUCGUGGACCACGCGCUGCACGCCCUGUCCGACGAGGUGAUGGUUCCUCACUCGGGUUGGGAGAGGGGGAAUGAAGGAGGAGAGGAGAGCUGCAAACCCAGACACUUGGAGUGGGAGACGGCGCUCACCAACACCACCGGCUGCUUAAGGAAUGUGAGCUCGGAGCGGAGCGAGGCCAGGAGGAAGUUGAGGGAGUGCUCUGGACUGGUCGACUCUCUCAUGUACAUCGUCCAGUCACAGAUCAACUGUAAAGAUGUGGACAACAAGCUGAUUGAAAACAGCGUGUGUCUGCUGAGGAAUCUGUCCUAUCAGGUGCAUCGGGAGAUACCUGGAAGUGAGCGCUAUCAGGAGACGACUCCUGUCAAUCAAGGCCCCGCCCCUUCCCAAAAGGGUGGCUGCUUCAGCUCCCGAAAGGGCAAAGACGAGUGGUUUUCCAAAGGAAAAAAAGAGGAUGAUGGAACUUCAGAUACCAUUGACAUUCCAAAGAGAAGCACGCCAGCCAAAGGUUAUGAGUUGCUGUUCCAGCCAGAGGUGGUGCGUGUGUACACUUCUCUUUUGAAAGAGAGCAAGAACCCGUCGGUUCUGGAAGCCGCCGCGGGGGCCGUGCAGAACCUGUGUGCGGGCCGCUGGACUUAUGGGCGGUACAUCAGAGCAAUGAUGAGACAGGAGCAUGGCCUGCCGAUGAUGACAGAGCUGUUGUCUCAUGGGAACGACCGUGUAGUUAGAGCCAUGUCUGGAGCUCUGAGAAACCUGGCCAUUGACGCUCGCAACCGUGAGCUGCUAGGUAAGCAUGCAGUGCCUAACCUGGUGGCCAAUCUGCCAGGCGGAGGUCAGAGUCAGCCGGUGCGUGGGCUCUCAGAGGAGACAGUUGUGUCUGUUCUCAGCACUAUGGCGGAGGUGGUCGGCUCCAGCGUGGAUGCGGCCAAAACCCUGCGCAGCUCCCAGGGCAUCGAGAGACUGGUGCUCAUCAACAAAGACAGCAACCGUUCAGAUCGGGAGGUGCGUGGCGCUGGGCUGGUCCUGCAGAUCGUGUGGGGCUUCAAAGAGCUCCGCCGCACACUGGAGAAAGACGGCUGGAAGAAAACAGACUUCAUGGUGAACCUUAACCCUCCUAACAACACCCGCAGCAACGGGGGAUACGAGGACAGCACCCUGCCGCUAAUAGACAGGGGGGGCAAACAGGACAGAGACAGAGACAUGAUUCCACUUAAUGAUAUGGGACCAGAAGCUUACUCUACGAUAGACCAGAGAGGACGGAGAAACACUUUAGACGACACUUUGGAUCGCUCUGACAGAGAGGCACCUCAGGGAGGAAUGUAUGGGGAGAGGCGGGGCUCUUUGCCUCUGUUGGACUCUUAUGAUGGUUAGGCCACUCCCCCUCCCCCCCACUCAGUGCAUGAGCACGCAUGAAAAACUGAUCGUGUGCAUCACCCGCCGUGAGUUUCCUCCUCCUGCCUACUGUCCCUGCUGAGCCUCUGAUCUCAUCACUUACGGGACCAUAGCCACUAAUUGCAACGACCCUUCUGUAGUUUUCAACAUUCUCAUGUCAUCACUCUCCUGCUCUCAUCGAGAUCGAUGUGACUGAGAACAGCCACUACUUAAAAUGGACUCUUAUGUCAAAUAAUGGAAUCACUAGGGACUACAUGCUCUAUUUAGUCACAUCCCCAGCUUAUAUAAAUCAUUUCCUUUUUUUUUGUUGUUGUUGUUUUUUUACUUAUGCAUCUAUUAGAACACUAGUAUAGUAUGGCGUUUGGUAUUUUGAUUACUUUGCUUCAUCCUGCUUUGUGGUUCACACUGAUAAAAAGGUAAUGCCAAAUUGCAUCAGUCAUAUGUGGCCUGCAGAAAAUAAUGUAUAUAGAAUUUCUCAGUAAGUUUUAUGUCUCACUGACUCAUUGCAACGGGCAUGAAGCCUAUUAUUUUGUUUCAGCGUUUUCUAAAAGCACUAGACGACCACCGAUUCCCCUUAAGUUAUCCAUCUGUGGUUUUUGUGGAUCUCGUGGAGUGUUCAGUCUCUAGGAAGGGGUUGUUGAAAGCAUUACAAAAGAGGCAGAGGGAUAUUUGAUUUGGGAGUUUUUCUUUGUUUUUGUUUUUUUUUUUUUUUGUUUUGUUUUUUUAAACCGUAGCAUUCAAAAAAGUUCUCUAGUUGUAGGCGAGUAUAGCUUGGUUCUUUGCAGCUCCUCAUGUCAUAAACUUCAAUGUCGUCAAAUUUGCAAAGCAUUCCAGAUUGGGAGAGCUGUUUUGGGAUUUAAUUUUUUUCCCCCUCUUUGGGUUGGUUUUAUGAAAUUGAGUGGAAACUUGAGUACCUCGCUGUUCAUUUUUAAUAAAUACAGUUAAUUAGCCACAGAAGAGAUCUAAACAAACAAAUUGUAGCCCUGGUCUUAAAUUGGUGCUCCCACUUUUCAGUGCUUUGUGAAUCGGCCCUGCUGGUGGACCCAGUUGGUGCGUUUUCAUUUUUGUCUGAAUAUAACUGAAUGUGUAAAUAUGACCGCGUCUCACAAAUCCACUCUGCAUACUUGGAGUGCCUCGCUUGCUCAACGCGUCGUGUGAGCGUGUUUGUGUGAUAAGCGGUGAACGGGGACGUUCGGCCACCCUUCUGCCUCUUGGUUUCAGUGCCUGUCUGUGUAGAGAGUGAACGAGUGUACAUUUAAGGAUGUAUAUGCAUUUUUUUUUUUUUUUUUUUUUUUUUUUUUUUUUUUUUUUUUUCGGAGAUCCGUAAGUACAGUGCUUGUUUCCUAGACUGCAAAUUCAAAAUGCACAGUAAGUCUGUUGUAGAUAAUUGCUGAACGGAAACUUUAGCACUAGGGGUCAAUGGAUGUUUCCCCCCCCCAAUGCCUUUUUAAUUCCCGCAAUCCAAUCCUUCGAGACACUACAGUCAGUAAAGGAGGUCGGCUGUUGACUAAAUGGAUGUGAGCCAGAAGUCCGAGUCUGGAUGGAGGAGGCCGUUCACAAGUGUAAGGAAUCAAUCGAUUGUUCAAUGUUGAGGGAGGCAGGUAAAUUAAUCUUUUAAUUACGAAAAAGAAAUUGCAUCUCUUUCAGGCGGGAUUUAGCCAGAUUUUGAUUCUAGCUUGAUGAGAAAAUAAGAUAGGUGAAAUAAAAGCACAUUUAACUAUAUAUACCAGAGAAUAUUUGUUAAUUUUAAUUAUUUUUUUUUCUCCUUUUUUUUUUUUUUUUUUUUUUUUUUUUUUGUCCUGUUGCUCUUUCUUUUCUAUAUUUUAUGAUUGGGGCUGAUUUUGUUUUUUUUCUGGGGUGUUGUGGGUGAAUGCAUAUGCAAUCAGUUUUAUUUUUUAAAUAAAUGCAUUUACGGUUUAUAUCUUUUAAUUAAAGACAAAAGGAAAAAUUCUUUGUGUCGUGCUGUCAGUUGACAUGUUUCUGCAACACUAACGUGGAUCUUGAUUCAUAAUUCCUAUAUUUCAACACUUUACCUUUGGUCUUAAACGUUGCACCUUUCUCUCAUGGAUUGAACAUGUAACUUAGCAAUACUGUUUUUUUAAAUAAAAGAAUGAUUUUUUUUUU
Labeo rohita (rohu) is the source of this 5470-nucleotide messenger RNA. It is a transcript of the gene ctnnd1, whose product is annotated as catenin (cadherin-associated protein), delta 1. Gene Ontology annotation, cellular component: adherens junction; cytoplasm; nucleus. Gene Ontology annotation, biological process: cell-cell junction assembly; cell-cell adhesion. Gene Ontology annotation, molecular function: cadherin binding. The transcript has 21 exons. Lineage: Eukaryota; Metazoa; Chordata; Actinopteri; Cypriniformes; Cyprinidae. The record is from RefSeq and is a predicted model, not a curated record. Bases 536 to 3325 code for a protein of 929 amino acids.